This is a messenger RNA of Athene cunicularia (burrowing owl), 7907 nucleotides long. It is a transcript of the gene RASAL2, whose product is annotated as RAS protein activator like 2. The transcript is spliced from 17 exons. Gene Ontology annotation, biological process: regulation of GTPase activity. The record is from RefSeq and is a predicted model, not a curated record. NCBI's taxonomy places the organism in Eukaryota, Metazoa, Chordata, Aves, Strigiformes, Strigidae. The coding region runs from base 485 to 3964 and encodes 1159 amino acids.
CAUUUAGGUGAUUUUGGGGUGGUUACCAGGAGGUACCCUUUAGAAUUUCCUGUCUCUUUCUGGGGCUCUUUCAUACAAUUAACAUGUUAAUAGGGUAGUGAAUUAAAAAUACAAUACUGGGGAGUUCUGGAAUGCAAAUGUGAGCAGCAACUUACAUUCCUGCAAAUUCUUCGUGUUGUGCCUAGCUUUAUCUGAUACUCUGUGGGUGCUCUCGCUCUUUCUCUCUCUACAGCCUGUGGGGAGGGGAGAACAGUGUAAUUGUAACAAAUACUUGAGGUGGCUUCUGUCAGAAAGAUCUGUCAUGGCUCUUUAAAGCUCAUGGGAACAGAUCAGCUUCAGUUGUAUAUAAGCAGGAGAAAGGGGCAUUCUGGUAUUAUGAGUCUUGACCUGCUCCUUGCCGUUUUCUGGUAUCUGGGACUAAGUAUUGCACCAGCUAUGUAAUACUGGAAGUCAAAGAAUUCUGUGAUGCAGCAUAAUACAGGGUAUGGAUGGCAUUUGUAAAUGGCUCGUUGGCAUCAAGAGACGGAUUCAUUUUCCAGCCUGUAGAGAGGUCCCAGCAGAGAGAUCUCCUCGCAGACGGAGCAUCUCCGGGACCAGCACUUCUGAGAAAACCAACUCCAUGGAUGCUUCGAAUACUUCUCCUUUCAAAGUGCCAGGCUUCUUCAGUAAACGUCUGAAAGGGUCCAUCAAGAGGACAAAGAGUCAGUCAAAGCUGGACAGGAACACUAGUUUUCGUCUCCCAUCUCUCCGCAAUGCUGAUGACAGGUCACGUGGAUUGCCAAAGCUGAAAGAGUCCCGUUCCCAUGAGUCUUUACUGAGCCCAGGCAGCGCUGUGGAGGCCCUGGAUCUUGGGUCAGAAGAAAAAGUCUUUGUCAAACCACUUCACAGCAGUAUCCUUGGACAAGACUUCUGCUUUGAGGUAACCUACUCCAGUGGCAGUAAAUGCUUCAGUUGUUCCUCUGCAGCAGAGAGGGACAAGUGGAUGGAAAACCUACGCAGAACAGUGCAGCCAAAUAAGGACAACUGCCGUCGAGCUGAAAAUGUCCUCCGUCUCUGGAUCAUUGAGGCAAAGGACCUGGCCCCCAAGAAGAAAUACUUCUGUGAGCUGUGCCUUGAUGACACUCUCUUUGCCCGCACCACCAGCAAAACAAAAGCAGAUAACAUUUUCUGGGGAGAGCACUUUGAAUUCUACGGUCUUCCACCACUUCAUAGCAUCACAGUUCACAUCUACAAGGAUGUGGAGAAGAAGAAGAAGAAGGACAAGAACAAUUAUGUAGGCCUAGUCAACAUUCCCAUGGCCAGUGUAACCGGUCGCCAGUUUGUGGAAAAAUGGUACCCAGUCAGCACACCUACACCCAACAAAGGGAAGUCAGGAGGACCUUCCAUUCGGAUUAAGUCCCGUUAUCAGACCAUCACCAUCUUGCCCAUGGAGCAAUACAAAGAGUUUGCAGAGUUUGUUACCAGCAACUACACUAUGCUGUGCUCUGUGCUGGAACCUGUGAUCAGCGUAAGGAAUAAGGAAGAGAUGGCUUGUGCUUUGGUGCACAUUCUUCAGAGCACUGGGAGAGCUAAGGACUUCCUGACGGAUUUGGUGAUGUCUGAGGUAGAUCGUUGUGGGGAGCAUGAUGUCUUGAUCUUCAGGGAGAACACACUUGCUACCAAAGCUAUUGAGGAAUACCUGAAGUUGGUAGGGCAGAAGUAUCUUCAUGAUGCACUAGGGGAGUUUAUCAAGGCUCUGUAUGAGUCAGAUGAAAACUGUGAAGUGGAUCCCAGCAAAUGUUCAUCCAGUGAAUUAACUGAUCAUCAGAGCAACCUGAAAAUGUGUUGUGAACUGGCCUUCUGCAAGAUUAUCAAUUCUUACUGUGUGUUCCCUCGUGAGCUGAAGGAGGUAUUUGCGUCUUGGAAGCAGCAGUGCCUGAGCAGAGGCAAGCAGGACAUCAGUGAACGCCUGAUCAGUGCCUCCCUCUUCCUCCGCUUCCUGUGCCCUGCUAUCAUGUCCCCCAGCCUCUUUAGCCUCAUGCAGGAGUAUCCUGACGACCGGACAUCUCGCACACUCACACUUAUUGCUAAAGUCAUUCAGAAUCUCGCCAAUUUUGCUAAGUUUGGUAAUAAGGAAGAGUAUAUGGCCUUCAUGAAUGACUUUUUGGAACACGAGUGGGGAGGAAUGAAGCGUUUUCUCCUGGAGAUCUCUAACCCAGAUACCAUCUCAAACAUGCCUGGAUUUGAGGGCUACAUCGACCUGGGCAGAGAGCUCUCAGUUUUGCAUUCCCUCUUAUGGGAGGUUGUGUCCCAACUUGAUAAGGGUGAAAAUUCCUUCCUACAGGCGACCGUGGCAAAACUGGGACCCCUUCCUCGUAUUCUUGCUGAUAUCACCAAAUCAAUGACCAACCCUACGCCGAUACAGCAGCAGCUGAGGCGUUUCACUGAGCACAGCUCUAGUCCAAACGUCAGUGGCAGUCUCUCCUCAGGGCUUCAGAAGAUAUUUGAGGACCCCACUGAUGGUGACUUGCAUAAGCUGAAGUCUCCAACCCAGGAAAAUGUAGAUGGAUACUUCAGGGGCAAGACCUUACUGUUGGUUCAGCAGGCAUCCACCCAGAGCAUGACUUACUCUGAUAAGGACGAAAGGGAAAGCAUCCUGCCCAAUGGACGUAGCAUCUCUCUCAUGGACCUCCAAGAUCCUCACACGGCUCACAGUGACCAUGCUUCUGUUAUGCAUGACGUGCCUUUGCGCCUGGCCGGCAGCCAGCUCUCCAUCACACAGGUGGCGAACAUCAAACAGCUAUGGGAAACGCAGAGCACGCCCCAGAGCGCUCCCCAGGUGAGAAGGCCUCUGCACCCAGCUUUGAACCAACAGGGCAGCCUCCAGCCUCUGUCCUUCCAGAACCCAGUUUACCAUCUCAACAACCCAACCCCGCCGAUGCCAAAGGCCUCCGUGGACUCCAGCCUGGAGAACCUGAGCACUGCCAGCUCCCGGAGCCGAAGCAACAGUGAAGACUUCAAACUUAGCGGACCCAGCAACAGCAGCAUGGAGGACUUCACCAAGCGCAGCACACAGAGCGAGGACUUCUCCCGGCGCCACACGGUCCCGGACAAGCACAUCCCUAUCGCGCUGCCCCGCCAGAACAGCAGCAGCCAAGCGCAGAUCCGCAAAGUGGACCAAGGCGGGCUGGGCGCCAGGGCCAAGGCACCACAGUCCUUGCCGCACAGCGCUUCCCUGCGGAGCACCGGCAGCAUGUCGGGAGUGUCGGGGGCCAUGGUGACUGAACCCAUUCAGAAUGGCAGCCGCUCCCGGCAGCAGUCAUCCUCCUCUCGAGAGAGCCCUGUCCCAAAGGUGAGGGCAAUUCAGAGGCAACAAACGCAGCAGGUUCAGUCACCUGUGGACUCCGCUACAAUGUCACCAGUGGAAAGGACAGCUGCAUGGGUCCUCAAUAAUGGACAGUACGAAGAAGUAGAGGAGGAUGCAGAGCAGAAUCCGGAUGAAGUCAAGCAUGCUGAGAAGUAUGAACAAGAGAUAGCAAAGCUGAAGGAGCGCCUGAAGGUGUCAAGUCGCCGGCUGGAGGAGUAUGAGCGGCGACUCCUGGUGCAAGAGCAGCAAAUGCAGAAGCUGCUGAUGGAGUACAAGUCUAGGCUGGAAGACAGCGAGGAGAGACUGCGCAGGCAACAGGAGGAGAAGGACAGCCAGAUGAAAAGUAUCAUCAGCAGACUCAUGGCAGUUGAAGAGGAGCUAAAGAAGGAUCAUGCAGAGAUGCAAGCUGUCAUUGAUGCAAAGCAGAAAAUUAUUGAUGCACAGGUCAUAAAUGGGGAUGAGAUAAUUCAAACAGGAGAAGCGGAUCGUGUCCCUGGACUCAGCCAACACGCGGCUGAUGAGUGCCCUGACCCAGGUGAAGGAGCGCUACAGCAUGCAAGUCCGAAAUGGCAUCUCCCCCACCAAUCCCACCAAGCUUUCCAUCACGGAGAAUGGUGAAUUCAAAAACAGCAGCUGCUAACGGGGCAGAUGCUGCCAGCCGUCUCCCCAGGAGAAGGGCAAGAGGGAGCAGACUCAAGAAACCUUCAAAAUAGCCCCCCCUUUCCCUUACAGGUUUACAUAAUGCUGCUAAUAAAAUGGAAAAGAGAAAGAAGGACUUUGAAAGGUGGGCUGUAAUUCCCUACUCAAGGCCAGGAGAACCGGGCUCCCGAGAACAAGUCCUUCCAUAUCACUGUGUAAAUAGAGGGAGCUCUUGGGUCAUGUACAGAAAAUGAUGAUGUAAUAUACCAAAAGGAAGUGAAUACUGUAGAUUUUUUUAAUUAUUGCUAUUUUUAUUAUUAUUAUUUUUUUCUCUUGUUGAAAGCACUGCAGUCCUUGGAGGAAGAAGAGGGGAGUGUGAGUGCAUGUGUGUUGUGGGUGAGAGAGAUGAGCAGUGGGUUACAUUAGACAGCAGCUCUGUAUAUCAGGCUGACUGAUACAUGAGUGGAGUGAAAUAGUAGUGAAAUGAAUUCUAUAAGAAAACUCAUCUGCUGGGUUUUUUCCCCUCUUCUCUAGCUCUUGUUUAACUGAAUGCAAACUCAAUAGCAAACGUUUUAGCAAGAAAAUUGUCUCUUGCUGGACCCCAUACCUACUUUUGGUUGGUCUCCAGCAAAAAAUUGUCAGUCUUUUUGAACAAGGUAAAAACUUGGAGCAGCAAGCGUGUUUCCUUGCAUUUGCACACAGUCAGGCUUCCCGUCAAACAGACAGAAGGAAUCUGCAGUUUUUCAAGGUAGGAUUCUUUCUUUUUUACCCCAGUUCUAAUGCAGUUUUAUAUUUUCCGUUUUGAGAAUUUACAGACCUGUAAAUACUUUUUUUAGAAUUUCUAUCUAGUGCCCACUUGAUGCACCCUGCAGCGACAGCCUUGCUGCUCCAUCAGCAACAGUCGGGUUAAUGCUCUGAGGAGGGGGCUGACCAAAGAGUGCCCGUGCCCAGCAAAGCAGACUUUGGUAUGCAAAAUUUCCUUUUUCCUAGAGGAUUUCUGUAUUUUAACUGUCGCUCAGUUUUCACUAUUUCAGCUACUAGCUUAGCCAGUCUUGUUCCAAUGAAAGAUGCUUUCUGCAGGUUUGUGUGAAAAGCUCUUCCGUUUCCACUGAAAUUUUCCUAUCUCUGGAUACUUUAAAGGUUGGGGGGUUUUUGAAGUUCUGUACACACCAUUUUUUUCUUAAGGAGUUUUGACUAAGCUUUCAUGUCCAGUUACUUUCAGUUGCAUUUCAUAAGAAGCACACUUACAAGCUGUAUGUGAACGCAUAGGUAGUUACAAAGUGACCUUCUUGUGGAUGAUCAUGACAUUCACAAACCGUAAAAGAUUAACAAUAAAUGAUACAGUAUUGUCAGUUCUCAUUAUUUCAUCACAUGCCACAAUAUUUAGUCUGAGAGGGAUUUUUUUAAAGCCCCAGAUUCUAGAGUCAAGUAAUAGCAUGGGAAUCUCCACUGUCACUUUUUGGUGUACACUUCUAGCCCCCAACCUCUCAAAAUAAAGUUAUUGCAACAACAAUUCAAAUUUUGAAUUACAAACACAUACUAAUAACAGUGAGUGUGAUUAGCCAUUCAAACGUGUUACGGAAAUUAGAAAUUGGAAAAGUUGACUUCAGCCGGGUGCCUUGUUGCAGGAUGUUUUUAACAAACAGUUCAGGCUGCAGCUAAGAAGUUAGUGAGGUGGCUGAAAUCAUCCAGCCUGUGAUACAGAGAAGGUCAGAGCUGAUGAUCUGAUUAUCCUUUCUGAAUCUCUAAAAUUGUACUACAUUAGAAAUGUAGGAGUUUCUCAGCCAAUUCCUUGACCUUCUGAAAGUGACCCCUGCUGCCUUCAAUGUGAAGGACUGGCAAUACUGAGGACCCAGAUUCAGUGUCUGUUGUCAAGUUUGUUUGUUCUUUGGAAAUGAAUUAAUCUCAGCUCUGUGGGCAAAUGCCACUUGUGACAGAGCGCAGUGUGUUAACUGUUCUGCCUGAUUACUGUGUUACCCGUCACACGAGUAUGUUACUAACUAUGCAUAAAUACAGAGACCACAUCCCCUGCUCUGUGGGAUGUAUAAGAAAAAUGUGUAUGAAUCUCUCCUAGCAAGGCCUUGGCGGUUAAUUUACACCUACAAAAGACUUGUCUGCAGUGAGUUGUGAUUUUUAUUUAAUGCCUGGCCCUUUCAGGUCAAAGUUCUCUGGCUGCUCAGAUGUGACUUGGUACAACAGGCCAAGGAUCAUCCCUUUCUUGUCUGUGGAGUAUCCAUAGUGAAGUCAGCACUGUCUGACACACCUGAGGUUGUGCUCUGUGUUUGUUCUGUAGUGGUUUCUUUUUGAUACUUUCCAAACUAUCUUCCAGCUCUGGGUCGUCACUGACCUCUGAUAUUUUCUUCCUCAAACUGUGCCUUUUAAGUUCCUUCUUCCUUCGUGCAUCACAGCCGUAGUCAGUCUAUCGAGUUUGUAUUAAUCUGGUUUGUGAGUAGCUCUGUUUUACAAGAAACCUUUGCAAACCCCUUUUUGUUAAGUUUUUUGUGUGAUUUGCAGCUCCCCUUUGCUAUGAACUGUAAUCACAUGGCUGCGUCAUGGGAAAUCUGUUCCCCAAGGCAGCCUUUUCACCUGGACACGUGCAUUGCUCACUUAGGACACAAUGCAAAUAGUAUGGGUGUUGUGUGGCUGAGGUGUACGAGCGAGUGGUCAUAGGAAUGAAUACAUUGACUAGAACAAGGCAGAAGCAGAUAUGUCAUUCUGGUGGUGUUAAGUCUAGCAUUAAUUCAGGAAAUGUGCUUCACCGGAGCUUUCUGGGAGACGAGCAAAGAUCACUGGCCGAGCUGUGUGGUUUGAUGCUCAAGACUCCAAGGCAUCCACUGUGGUUUCUGCAGAGAAAUGCAAUAAGGGCAACAUUUCAACCCUGACUUUUAGAGGGGAAACAACACCUGCCCCAAGAUUGAUAUGUUUUGGUGAGGUCUUCACUAACAUAUCAUUCUAAUAAUGUACCUUCUCCCAUGUAUUUUUUAACCUUGUAGAAUGCUUGUAAGAAAAAGUUGCUAUUCUAAAAGAGUCUGACCCAUCAGUAUUGUCCUCACAGCUUGUGGCUAGGCCGGUUGAUGCUCUUCUAUUUCAGUUUCUACCCUGACGUGCAAAGUGUUCUCCUCUGGCUUGUGCUAUAGAGGAGAAGUUGCCUAUUGACCCAAAUGGGAGUGAAGGUUGCAGGCUGACAAUGCUGCAAGACUAAAAUUGAUUAGCUGCAGAACAAUGUGUUAUGCUCCUGAGUUCUGCAGGCAGCUGUCUCUCCUAGUUUGUUACCAAGCAGCUUUCUAGAGAAAUUUUAAGACACCUCAAGCUGACAAUAUGUGAAAAUGCCAGCUUCUAUUUUGUCCAGCCCAAUAAAAUUCAAGUGGCAGUAAACCACGUGGCAGCCAAAAGGUCUGUCUGUUUUGGAGAAGAGCUUUAACUGGCCCUGAUCACAUUUGGUUUAAGACUAGUAGCCAGUGGGUUUCUGCAGCAGUGAGAGAAGUAGUAAAUAGUGCACAGAUGAGCUCUACAGACAUUAGGUUUUGGUUCAUACUUUCAGCAAAUGCAUCAGACUGUGUCUAAUGCUAUUGCAGGAAACUGCUGCUCUCAUUUGGGAACAGCUGAAGUAGCGCAGGAAAAAUUUAAUAGCCUGUAGGAGUAGUACUUGUGUAUUCCUAAGACUGAAACAGAAAAGUUGCCCCAUCCUGGCAUCUCAGUCCUUGCUGGCCACGUUACUCAGUGCUGUUCUAGGACGAUUCAGCCCAAACCACAAAGCCACCCGGGCUUCCCAGUUCCCAGAAGCAGCUGGCAGCCAGCGUGGCGGGGCAGGGAAGCCAAGCGGCCUUUGGGCACACUGGAGCCUUCUGCAAUACUGUGUGUGGGCACUCAGGUGACCACAAUGACAUGGGAGAGGCAGUCAUGGAGAAGAGAGGGAGCAUGG